Molecule: messenger RNA, 755 nt
Organism: Spirodela intermedia
Lineage: Eukaryota; Viridiplantae; Streptophyta; Magnoliopsida; Alismatales; Araceae
Source: the annotation of a GenBank genome assembly
AUGCAGCGCGACGCUGGGAUCCUCCUCGCUCUCCUCUGCAGCCUUCUGGCUUCUCUGGCGGCUUUGGUCUCCACAGCCUGGCCUGAGCACGAGACCUACGAGGAGGAGCAGUCAGCGCUGGCGGACGUCAGACUGAGGGAGGAAGGAGACCCGAUUUGGCCGGUGGAUUGGUGGCAGUCCGACAAACAGCGUUGGCGUCGACCGCGGAGAACGCCGCCACCUCCACGAUCCAGACCGAUACGCAAUGAGCGCGGACCGCCGGCUUUCAGCCGAAGGCCUCCACCGCCGCCGCCGACGCUUCGUCCUCCCCCCGGUUACAGGCGACCCCCGGCCCCUCCGCCCUACAGGUAGCGGCGUGACCUCGCACGAAUUAGUCUCCUUGGAAAAUAAGCCCAAAAUGCACGGGGCACGGUGCCUCCCGCAACGUGCCGGCGGAAACGCGGCGACCCCGCAGGACGGCCCUCGAGCUCUCCCCAUUCGGGCUGGUGCACCCGCUGGUGCGACGGUAGCGGCAGGGGAAGAACGGCCCAGUCCCGUGGAACCGGCGGUGGUCGCGGUUUCCGCGGCGGCGGCGGUGGCGGCGGCGGCUACGGCGUCUGCGGUGGCUACGGCGGCCAGCGUCGCGAAGGAGGUGGCGACCGAUGGAAAACCCUAGCGGUUUCCGCAGCGGUGACGGUGGCUACGGCGGUGGCGGCGGCGGUGGCGGCGGCGGUGGCUACGGCAGCCAGCGUCGUGAAGGAGGCGGUGGCCGAUAG